CUGAUAUAUAGAUCUAAUCUAGAAAUAAUCUAGAUAUAAAGAUCAAGAUGUCUUAUUAAUUAUUAGCAGAUUAUUAGAUAGUCUAGAUUCUAGUGAGCCGACUGAGGUACUUUUGCUCUAGAGUACUCUAGACCUAACCUGGCCUAGCAUAGUGAUAGUCACAAAACUAUCCAAACCCUUCAAACCCAAAAGUAUGGAAUAGUCAAAUGAUGAACUGGAUAUCUUUAUAUGGCAUUAGAAUUUACCAAUUAACAAGAUGUUAAAAUCCUUACUACAGGCAAACUUAGUUAAGUUAGGUAAAGCGUGGACUUCAUUUACCAAACCAAGCCUUUCGUUUAAGGCACAUAGCACUCUAACAUUUGUUGUCAACAACAAUUCACAUAAGAAACAUAUACAUAGCAGCAUACUAGAUCUACAUGUGCCCAAAUCAAACAGUGGACUAAAUCUAGUUGUAGCUGUUUGUUCACAAAGAAAAUAUUUUAGUACUUCUAGAAAAGUGCAAGACAAUUUAAGUUCUCCAGAAACUGUUACCAGUGAAACAGAUAAAACUAAAAGCAAGCGAUUAGCUUGUGUCAAACCAAGGUUAGCUAUCUUGUAUAAGUGUAAGGUUUGUGGUACUCGCAACAAUCAUACAUGUGAUAAACAAUCAUAUCAAGAAGGAGUUGUUAUUGUGAAGUGCUCUCACUGUAAGAACAAUCAUCUGAUUGCAGAUAAUUUGGGUUGGUUUAAAGAUGUUAACAAAAGAAAUAUUGAAGAAAUCCUGGCAGCCAAAGGAGAAAAGGUUAAGACAGUUUCAGACUUUGAUAUACCACCAGAUUUGAUGGAGCUCAUUACAAAGCAAGACUAAUGAAAUACUGCUCUAAAACAUAAGCACUGUGACACUCCCCAACAAAUGUUUAGAGCCUAUAAGAGGCACACAAACAGAUGCUCUUAUAGUCCUAAUGCAAAUAGUAGCCCAACUUGCUUUUAUUGGAAAAAAAAUAUUUUUGACAAAAAAAACUGUAUGGUACGGUAAUCUAAAAAUUACGUUUUUCCUCAGAUGUUUCUGUUCACCUUUACUUUCUGUCAUUCCAAUUGUUCUCAGAAACAACUGUUUUAAUCAAAUCAAAAUGUAAUGAUUUAUAAUUUUAAACAUUAUAAUUUUUUAUUUUUUUUUUAUUUCUGUUGUGUAAUUAAAGUAUGUAGACAUGACUUAAAAUAGUAUAUAUAUAUAUAUAUAAUAUAUGUAAGUGUGUGGAAUGUUCUUUAAACACCUUAGAGUUGUCAAUCUUGCACAAAGGUCAUAAAUGUACUUAGCACUUUGAUUAAAUACCAGCAACAUUGAAAAAUGGAUGUAAGGAAGUGAUAUGCUUGGCAGCUGAUCUCAUCACCGACCUUUCAUUAACCUUAGGCUUUAUGAAACUAUUUUUCUUCUUCAUUGCUCUUUUCAUGUAUGCAUAUUAAAAUGGUCUGCUUUUUACAUUGUUCAGAUAGUUUCCAGAACCAUCUUCUAAAGUAUAAACUAUUGGAAAUAAU
Molecule: messenger RNA, 1515 nt
Organism: Biomphalaria glabrata
Lineage: Eukaryota; Metazoa; Mollusca; Gastropoda; Planorbidae
Exons: 3
Coding region: 257-847 (196 amino acids)
Biological process (GO): protein import into mitochondrial matrix; protein folding; protein stabilization
Cellular component (GO): mitochondrion
Molecular function (GO): zinc ion binding; protein-folding chaperone binding
Source: RefSeq, a predicted model, not a curated record